Fonsecaea erecta is the source of this 693-nucleotide messenger RNA. RefSeq lists its product as hypothetical. The coding region runs from base 1 to 693 and encodes 230 amino acids. Lineage: Eukaryota; Fungi; Ascomycota; Eurotiomycetes; Chaetothyriales; Herpotrichiellaceae. The transcript has a single exon. Gene Ontology annotation, molecular function: protein binding. The record is from RefSeq and is a predicted model, not a curated record.
AUGGCAGAAGGCUUCCGACACCCGCCAGCAGCUGAGUUCAUCAUCAUGUUACGCGCUAGAGGCGAAGAAUUUCACGUGCUGCACGAAGGUCGUCUAGACAAUCGUGGCUGGGGCCUUAUGCACCGCGCGGCGAUCUUCGCCGACCCAGCGGACCUGCAACUGCUGAUGGACUAUGGCGUCGACGCCUUUGAGUCCCUUCUUGAAAUUGCCUGGAAGCCACUGCAUAUUGUGGCCAAGUAUGGCAAUCACGAAAAUUUUUCCAUCCUGUUCCGAGCGUACGAAAAAAGAUUCGGCUCUGCAGCACUUGAGCUCCCAGAUUCCCGGGGCUGGACUCCAUUGCAUCUGGCGUCUUCGAAUGGCCAUGUCGAGCUUGUUCGGAUCCUGUUGGAUCUGGGUGCCGACCGAAAGACUCGAACGAAUCCGGUCAACGACAGAAACAUGCCGGAGAGCAUUCAAGGCAAGAGAUGCUCGCCUCAGGAGUUGGCUUGGGCGUUUGGUGAGUCGCGCGGUCAAGCUUUUGAUGAUGUCGCCGCCACCAUUCCCGAAGAUGAAUGGACUGACGCCCCUGAAUAUCCGGACCACAAUCUCCACGUCAAACCUGCCAGACUUCCUGCGCCGUUGCCGAAAGAGAUGGUGAAGAGUAUGGUCGCCUUCCUUCGCCGGUGCCGCCUAUCUCGCCGAAUGCCCAAUUAA